Molecule: messenger RNA, 3843 nt
Organism: Portunus trituberculatus (swimming crab)
Lineage: Eukaryota; Metazoa; Arthropoda; Malacostraca; Decapoda; Portunidae
Product: DNA-directed RNA polymerase II subunit RPB2-like
Exons: 1
Coding region: 1-3843 (1280 amino acids)
Biological process (GO): DNA-templated transcription
Molecular function (GO): DNA binding; ribonucleoside binding; DNA-directed RNA polymerase activity
Source: RefSeq, a predicted model, not a curated record
AUGAAGAGGAGGAAGAAGAGUGUGGUUCGUGUUGGCAUCCAAGAUGCCACUACCGUGCUGGAGGUGAGGCAGCGCGUUUCUGCUGUUGUGCUGAAGGAGCAACAACUGGCAGAUGUGGCUCUGGAAGGCUACAACGCCUUCUUGAGCGAGCUGAUUGACGGGGAGGAAUUGUUCUGCCACGAGUUUGAGAAUGAGUGUGGCAGACACGUGUUGCGGCUGAAUGGCGUGAUGCCCGGUAACGUGCAGUACACGCCGCUGGUGUGCCGCCAGGAGGAACGCUCCUAUCUGCUCCCUCUCACUGUACGGGCCUCCUACAUCUGUGAGGACGCUCCCGGUAGCCAGGUGAGGGCCUUUUCCCACCGGGUGUUCCUGGGAGAGAUCCCGCUCAUGGUGGGCUCCAGGCUGUGCAUCACGUGUGGCAGCACUGAAGAGGAGGCAGUGUUGGCGGGGCAACAGCCUGGUGAGCCCGGCGGCUACUUCAUCGUGGACGGAACAGAAAAAUUCAUUCCUUUCCGCAACCUGCUCAAGAAGAACAGCCUGCUUGUGACCAAGUGCCUGGGCCAGGAGAGCCAGAAGUUCUCCUUCAAGUGUUUCGUGUUCAGCACAGUCAAUGGCACAGAAGCCUUCCAGACGGCGGUGUUGGCCUCCGCCAAGCAUGGCCUGGUGGUCAAACUGUCGCUUGGGCGUGGGAUGCACGUGCUCGUGUCUCUCAGUAAAGUGUUGGCUGCAUUAGGGAUCCAGGGCCCACUCAAACCUUGGCAGGAGACAGAGUCCUUUUUGUACUUGGGGCAGACGCUCGCUGCGAUAGUGCCGCUCAGAGAGCAGCGUCAGCAGCGGCGACAAAAAGGAGCCAGAGAUAGCAACAAGGCCAAGGUGCCUCUGACCCGCGAUGCAUUCAGGUGUGAGGAUGGCAGUAAGUCUGUGGUGGCGGAAGCAGUGGUGGACUACUUAGUGGCGGCUACCCAGGUGCCCGAUGUGGCGGCUCAGGACCUGCUUCAGGUACACCGGAAGUGUGAGAGGAGCGAGCAGCACCACGCUGCGCUGCUCAGGAUUGCCACCAGGUUUGCCGAGAUGCGUCAGGAGGAGGCUAAGCAAGAUCUGGAGUACACACGGCGGCUGACAGCGUUACUGGAAGUGAUGCUACAGGGGUGUGAAGAUGUACCCUCUGCAACCCACAUGGUGACGGCCGCCCUCACACUUCCUUCACAGCAGGAGGCCCUCAGAGCCUUGCGUCAGACCGCCAAGAGGGUGUGGAGGAACACGGCCAUGAGUGAGGUGCUGGAGAGGGUGUUGGUGCCUCAUGUCGGGGGCAGCCUGCUGCACAGAGCCUUCUACCUCGCCUUCAUGACCAACCAACUACUGCUGGUGAUGUGUGGACGGCAGCCUGCUGACGACCCACUGCACUUGGGGAACAGAAUGCUGGUGACACCCGGUUCCUUCGUCAGCAGCCUCUUCAGCUCCGUGAUGAAGCCAAUCUUGACUCGGGCUCGUGCCACUAUAGACCACCAGUACAGGAAGCCCCGGGCGGUGUGGCCAGACGAGCUGGGCAGCGAGGACCACUACGAGGAUGACCACCGCAUCUUCGGGGAGAACCGUGCCUGCCUGCUGAAGAAAGAUGAAAAGAUCUUGUCAGAAAAAUUUGACAUUUUGAACAUUUUCCAGUUCCAUCAUAACAUUGUUGGUGAGAAGAUGUGCAAGGCGUUCAGGACGGGCACUUGGGGAGAGGGGCGCGGCGCCAUGACGGGCGUCACGCAAAAUCUGGAGCGCCUCAACUACAUGCAGUACCUCUCUCAGGUGCGCACCGUUAACGGUGAGGACAAGGUGAUGAAUGGGCAGGGUGCUGUGCCCCACCAGCUGCACACUAGUAUCGUAGGCUUCCUCUGCCUCAUGGAGACGCCCGAGAACGAGCACGUGGGCCUCGCCGAGCACCUGGCCCUGGGCGCCGCGUUGUGCCGUCCCGUGGAACCCACACACGUGCAACAGGCACUGCAGAUGCUGCCGGUGAAGCUGUUCACAGCGGAAGAGAUAUGCACGCCAGACCACCUGGGCAAGGUGUUCGUGGACGGCCGGUGGGUGGGCAAUGCAGAGGCUCCAUUGUGCUUGAUCAAGGCUCGCCUGGUGGAGUACCGCCGCCGCCACACCAUCCACUUGGGUGUCCACCUCAGGAACCAUGACCUUCACAUUGACACAUCGGGUGGCAGACCGGUGCGGCCGCUCUUGGUGGUGCAGGGCGGCUCCCUCGCUCUCACUUGUGACGACCUGGUCGCCUUGAGGGAGUGUCGCCUCCUGCUGAAUGAUCUGUGGAAGAAGGGCGUGGUGGACUUCCUGGACCCGCUUGAAAACAGCGCGGUGUUUAUCGCUGAGACGGCAGCUGACCUGUGCAGGCCGGGUGUGGACUACUGCCAGCUGCAGGCUGUGUUGAGUCACGGCAUCGUGAGCGCUGCCACUCCCGUGGGCAGCACUAACCCAGGCGUGCGGCGCCUCGGCUCGUGCAAGAUGCAGAAACAGGCCAUGGGACAGCCAGUGGUGUCUGAGCUGCUCGCCCACCGAGGCACCUACUCCAUGCUCAAAACUCCCGAGGCGCCCCUUGCCGUGCCAGCCUUCAUUCUCAACCUGCCCAACGCAAGGCUCAUGUACUCUGGCCAGUCCGCCCUCACUGCAGUGAUGGCUGUGCGUGGCCUUAACCAAGAGGACGGCCUCGUGUUCAGCAAGGGCGCCAUCGACAGGGGCCUCUUCACCAGCCUUCACUUCCGCUACUACCGUAAACACGAGUCUCUGUUCGGGGCAGAGGUGGCCGCCUGUGCCGAGGUGGGAUGGCGCCUCAAGGCGGGUGACGUAGUUAUCAUGUGCAAGGACGAACGCUACCACGUGCGGGUAGGGGACACAGAGGGCCCCAGUGAGGUGAGCCGCUGCUGUGUGAGGCACCUGCCAGAUGGACGCGUGCUAUACGAGGUAGAGACGGUGCAGGAGAGGCGGCCCGAGGUGGGGGACAAAUUCGCCACGCUCAAUGGUCAGAAGGGCGUCAUCUGUGCCAUCCUGCCUGAUUGCCAGCUGCCCAAGCUGGAAGACGGCCGCACGCCAGACAUCUUUAUAAGUCCACACAGCUUCCUGGACCGCCAGACCGUCGGCUUCUUCCUGGAAGGCAUCCUCAACAUCUUGGCGGUACACACUGGUGUCCUCAUAGACGCCACCAGCAUCGACUCCGGUUGGGAUCUGCCGCGGGCCCAGGACGCCCUCCGCACGCAGGGCCUCUCUUCAGCAGUGAAGGUAUUGAGUGCCACCGGAAGGGAAAUGGGCCGCAUCUUCUGCGCACCGAUCUUCUACAUGCGAUUGAAGCAUUUGGCUGUGCUCAAGUGCCACGCGCGGCACGACGGCCCUGUGGACCCCGUGUUCCGGCAGCCCGCAGUGGGCCUGGCACACGGCGGUGGCUUGCGCCUGGGCGAGAUGGAGGUGUCCGCGCUGGUGAGCCACGGUGCCGCUGAUCUGGUGCAGGAGUUCAUGCAUGACCAGAGUGACGGGCUGCAGCUGCCCUACUGCAACGCCUGCCUCAGGUGGGCUGAGGUGGCGGGCGAGAGUGUCGCCUGCCGCCAGUGUCGCAAAACUGACAAUCUCGUGCUGCGGAGAACCACUUACUCGUUCAAAGUGUUCGAGGAGUGUCUCCUAAUGGUGAACCUGAAGCUGCUCCAGUAUGGCCAAGGCCACGACCACACCGAGAGUGACGGGCAGUACCACGACUCAGAGGUGGCGUCCCUGUCCAGUGACGACGAGGCGGAGUGGCGGCCCGAACGGCGGCAGGACGCCGUGGAGGCUGCAGUGAAGGAGAGCUGGCGGGGCACUCUCUGA